Molecule: messenger RNA, 546 nt
Organism: Serpula lacrymans var. lacrymans S7.9
Lineage: Eukaryota; Fungi; Basidiomycota; Agaricomycetes; Boletales; Serpulaceae
Exons: 3
Coding region: 1-546 (181 amino acids)
Source: RefSeq, a predicted model, not a curated record
AUGAACUCCUCGAGUGGGCAGACGGACGCAGCAAGGGCAUAUUUUGAAUUAGGCGGGAGGACCUUGCUAACAGAAGCGUGCACGCAGAUAGAGCAAGACGGUUGUACAAGUACUCCUCCACCCGGUUUGUCCCACCGGUCCCUGUUGUACCCAGAUUGGACCAGUGUUACCCCAGAGCGCACUUACCACAUUGUCACCCAACAACCUUCGCCCACCCAGUUAGCGGAAAAGUGCAGUCCCACCAUCCCAACCAGCCUGAUCUCGCAAGAGUCGAGCCCCUCCAGUCCCCAUUCCACUGGGUUGAACCCAAAACCACAUCCACCCCAGUUGCCUUCACCUCAACCAGAGCCCGACAUGGCCGGCAAGAAUCCAAAAGACAGUCCACCUGGCGCAACGCACAGGCCUGAGGUGGGCUCUCCCUCUAAUCCAAUCAACAUAGAUGAUGCCGACAUGAUCAACCAGUUGUACGCAGGAACAUAUGACUUGGGAGAUGAUGAUCCCCCUACUCCCCAAUCCAACACCUCGUCCAACACCAGACAAAAAUAA